UGCAUUAUGUGCCGCUCGGCCCUGGCUUUUUUUACUGCCACAUUAGUCUGCCUGCAAAACUGCAGGCCAGGUCCUGCCCCAUUCCUCCGGGCGGCCUGGGUGUUUUCAGUUGUUCUUGGACUGGGCCAAAGUGAAGACAAUAGAUGUGCAUCUUCGAAUGCAGUGUCCUGCACCAAGUGCCUUGCGCUGGGUCCGGAAUGUGGAUGGUGUGCUCAAGAGGAUUUCAUUUCAGGUGGAUCAAAGAAUGAACGUUGUGAUAUUGUUUCCAAUUUAAUAAACAAAGGCUGCUCAAUUGAUUUGAUAGAAUACCCAUCUGUGCAUGUAACACCAAGUGAAAAUGAAAUUAAUACCCAGGUGACACCAGGAGAAGUGCUGAUUCAGCUACGUCAAGGAGCUGAAGCUAAUUUUAUGCUGAAAAUUCAUCCUCUGAAGAAAUAUCCUGUGGAUCUUUAUUAUCUGGUUGAUGUCUCAGCAUCAAUGCACAAUAAUAUUGAAAAAUUAAAUUCAGUUGGAAAUGAUUUAUCUAGAAAAAUGGCAUUUUUCUCCCAUGACUUCCGCCUUGGAUUUGGCUCAUACGUUGAUAAAACAGUUUCACCAUACAUUAGUAUCCAUCCAGAAAGAAUUCAUAAUCAAUGCAGUGACUACAACUUAGACUGUAUGCCUCCCCAUGGGUAUAUCCAUGUGCUGUCUUUGACGGAGAACAUCACUGAGUUUGAAAAAGCAGUUCACAGACAGAAGAUCUCUGGAAAUAUAGAUACACCUGAAGGAGGUUUUGAUGCUAUGCUUCAGGCAGCUGUCUGUGAGAGUCACAUUGGAUGGCGAAAAGAAGCUAAAAGAUUGCUGCUGGUGAUGACAGAUCAGACAUCUCAUCUUGCUCUAGACAGCAAAUUGGCAGGCAUAGUGGUGCCAAAUGACGGAAACUGCCAUCUGAAAAACAACAUCUACGUCAGAUCAACAAGCAUGGAACAUCCCUCACUAGGCCAACUUUCAGAAAAGUUAAUAGACAACAACAUUAAUGUCAUAUUUGCAGUUCAAGGAAAACAGUUUCACUGGUAUAAGGAUCUUCUACCCCUCUUGCCUGGCACCAUUGCUGGUGAAAUAGAAUCAAAGGCUGCAAACCUCAAUAAUCUGGUUGUAGAAGCCUAUCAGAAACUCAUUUCAGAAGUGAAAGUUCAGGUGGAAAACCAGAUAAAAGGCAUCUAUUUUAACAUUACUGCCAUCUGUCCAGAUGGGAGCAGAAAGCCAGGCACAGACGGAUGCGGAAAUGUGACAAGCAAUGACGAAGUUCUUUUCAAUGUAACAGUUACAAUGGAAAAAUGUGAUGUCAUGGAAGGAAAGAGCUAUGCAAUAAUCAAACCUAUUGGUUUCAAUGAAACCACUAAAAUUCAUAUACAUAGGAACUGCAGCUGUCAGUGUGAUGACAGCAAAGGACCUAAAAGAAAGUGUGUAGAAGAAACUUUUCUAGAUGCCAAGUGCUUCCAGUGUGAUGAGAAUAAAUGUCAUUUUGAUGAAGAUCAAUUUCCUUCUGAAAGUUGCAAGUCACACAAGGAUCAACCUGCUUGCAGCGGUAGAGGAGUUUGUAUUUGUGGGAAAUGUUUAUGUCACAAAAUUAAGCUUGGAAAAGUAUAUGGAAAAUACUGUGAAAAAGAUGACUUUUCUUGUCCAUAUCACCAUGGAAAUCUGUGUGCUGGGCAUGGAGAGUGUGAGGCAGGCAAAUGCCAGUGCUUCAGGGGCUGGGAAGGGGAUCGGUGCCAGUGCCCAUCAGCAUCUGCCCAGCACUGUGUCAAUCCAAAAGGCCAAGUGUGUAGUGGAAGAGGCACAUGUGUAUGUGGCAGGUGUGAGUGCACCGAUCCCAGGAGCAUCGGCCGCUUCUGUGAACAUUGUCCCACAUGUCACACAGCCUGCAAUGAAAACUGGAAUUGUGUGCAAUGCCUUCACCCUCACAAUCUGUCUCAAGCUAUACUUGAUCGGUGUAAAACCUCAUGUACUCUCAAGGAACAGCAUUAUGUGGACCAAACAUCAGAAUGUUUCUCUAGCCCAAGCUACUUGAGGAUAUUUUCCAUCAUCUUCAUAGUUACAUUCUUGAUUGGGUUGCUUAAAGUCCUUAUUAUUAGACAGGUGAUACUACAAUGGAAUAGUAAUAAAAUUAAGUCCUCGGAAGAUUACAGGGUGUCAGCCUCAAAAAAGGACAAGUUGAUUCUGCAAGGCGUUUGCACAAGAGCAGUAACCUACCGACGUGAGAAACCUGAAGAAAUAAAAAUGGACAUUAGCAAAUUAAACACUCAUGAAACUUUCAGGUGCAACUUCUAAAAAGAUAAAAAAGUACUUUAUGGGAAACUGGAUUUUUAAUGAUCGCUCCUAAAAAUUAUUAUUAUAAAAUAGUAAUUUUAUAAGUCACAGGAGGAGAUAAAUUUUCUAGAUCAUGCCAGUUGCUGGUUGUCCACUCGAAUGAAGACUGACAAGCAUCCUCAUCAUCAUGUGACUCACACUGCUGCUGAAUUCUUCAGAGAAAAAUGUGUCUUACUACUGUUUGAUACUAGUGUCAUUGUAGCACUUUACUGUAAUAUAUAACUUAUUUAGAUCAGCAUAGAAUGUAGAUCAUCUGAAGAGCACUGAUUACACUUUACAGGUACCCGCCAUUUCUACACUUCCCAGAGAGACAAUGCUGUGAGAUAGUUUUGGCAUUGUGUCACUACAAGGGUACAGUAAUCCCUGCACCAAACAUGCAGAUGAAAAAAUAAUACGGCAGUUAUACUAAUGUUGCCAAACACUUCAACAAUUGGCAGUGAAUAGACAAGAACAGAUAGAUGAGUAAAUGAUUAGUGUUUCACUCAUUCAAGAGAUGAACAGAUAAAACCUUAAUCUUGAGGGAUAUUGCUUUUGAAACUAGUUUUAUGCAUGUGUGUUUGUUUUCUUCUUUUACAAGAUGGAUAUUAAUUCUAACAUUCUUUCCUCUUUGCCUUUAUAUUUUGGU
Mesoplodon densirostris (Blainville's beaked whale) is the source of this 2974-nucleotide messenger RNA. It is a transcript of the gene ITGB8, whose product is annotated as integrin subunit beta 8. The coding region runs from base 7 to 2310 and encodes 767 amino acids. The transcript has 14 exons. Gene Ontology annotation, molecular function: integrin binding. The record is from RefSeq and is a predicted model, not a curated record. Gene Ontology annotation, biological process: cell migration; integrin-mediated signaling pathway; cell adhesion mediated by integrin. NCBI's taxonomy places the organism in Eukaryota, Metazoa, Chordata, Mammalia, Artiodactyla, Ziphiidae. Gene Ontology annotation, cellular component: integrin complex; cell surface; focal adhesion.